GAAAAGAAAAUCCCCCAAAAUUCACGCAAUGCAGCGGAAGUCAAGUUCCUCCAUCUUCUUGCUUUCCCUCGUCUUUCUUCCUCUCAUUUUCUCCGACGCCAGAGAGUCGAAUCUCCCCGGAGGUUGGUCGCCGAUCGAGAACAUCACGGAUCCGCACGUGACGGAAAUCGCAAAGUUCGCCGUCAGCGAGUACAACAAGCAGUCGAAGGCGAGUUUGGAAUUGGUGAAGGUGGUGAAAGGCGAGAGUCAGGUGGUUUCAGGCAUGAAUUACCGGCUGGUUUUGAAGGCGAAGAAUGGAACGGCCGUGAAGACGUAUCAGGCCGUCGUGUGGGAGAAGGAGUGGCAGAAUUACAGGAGUCUUACCUCCUUUAAUCUCGUCAAGGGUUAAAUUUGAUUGUAAUUAUAAUAAUAUGUGUUUAUGUAUGUUCAUCGUGUUGUUUUAUGUCGAACUUUGAUGUUUACUUAACUGAUUGGAGAAUAAAAACUAGAGUAAUUUACAUUUG
Messenger RNA from Hibiscus syriacus, 503 nucleotides. RefSeq names its product cysteine proteinase inhibitor 5-like. Gene Ontology annotation, molecular function: cysteine-type endopeptidase inhibitor activity. Lineage: Eukaryota; Viridiplantae; Streptophyta; Magnoliopsida; Malvales; Malvaceae. The coding region runs from base 29 to 388 and encodes 119 amino acids. The transcript has a single exon. The record is from RefSeq and is a predicted model, not a curated record.